AUGCUAGCCUUGCUGUUCGGUCUAAUCCUCUGCAUCUUCUCAGCGCCCUCGAUAGCUGACCACUCUGAUUCUUCCAAUGUCCCCAAGCCAGACCUUAUUUGUCACACAUCUAACCCCGACGAAUGUUACCCACGGGUAUUCCAACCUACAGAGGAAUUCCAGAUCGUCCACGAUGAUCAAGAACUGCCCAAAGGGCUCCACGUCCGCCUAAACAUCUGGACAGGUCUAAAGGAAGCCAAGAUCAAUGUCCCUGACGAGAUCGAUCCUUCUCUAGAAGGGAUGCCCGUUGACCAAGCCGUGGUCAUCGUCGACCAUGAGGAACAGCUAGGCGCCCCCAAAAUCCCGAAAGGCGCGCCAGAGUAUGAGCCGGUUGGAAAAGUCAAGGGACCACAGCAUGAAUCCGCCGCGCUUGUCGAGGGACUGAACAUGCUCAAGAGCGGAACCAGCAAAAACAAUCAAGCAUUUGACGAUGCCCUAGAGACGCUGGAGGAUCUCUCCCACGACAUGUACUAUGGUUUGAACAUUGCCGAGGAUACAGAGGCCAUGGAAGCGCUGCUGUGCCUCAUGAGUGGCCAGAGCGCUCCAAGUACCAAUGGAGCUGUUCCUCACGACCAGCAAGCUGCCUCGAUUUUGGCUGGUGUAUUUCAGAACAAUCCAGCCGCACUCAAGCAAGUCACCGGUUUCUGGCCACAGCUACUCGUUGAAUCCAGGUGCCCCAACACCGGCAAGUCUCUGCGCCAGAGCCUCUAUUCCAGUGUUGAACCAUCACGGAACGGAGAAGGCGCAAAUGCCCAGCAGGCAGCUGCCCGGGUCAAGCCCAAGGUUUCUGUCAUCAAUGGACUUAUCAAAGAUGGUUCUAUUCGAACACACUUUCUCAGAGAAGGAGGCAUGGAAUCGCUAUUGAAGGUGCUCAUUCCCGAGGAUAAGGCAUGGGCUGGUGCUCAACGAAAAGUUGGGCAGCUUGUGCUAGAUAACUUCUUGGAUGAAAACACGGGUGCGACUUUGGGGGAAUGGCCCUAUCUACCCAAGCUAGGCGAUGAACUGUGUCAGACGGAAGAGUCUGGGACGGCCGAGGGAUGCUGGGACUAUCAUGUCGAGAGGAUUAUGAAGUCAAGCAAGGCCAGUAAGGAGGACUGGAGUUGGCAGUUAAAUGACCGACUGGCGGCGGCGAGGCAAGAGCAAAGUAAUGAGAGGAAGCAUGAGGAGCUGUAG
Metarhizium brunneum ARSEF 3297 is the source of this 1212-nucleotide messenger RNA. It is a transcript of the gene SIL1, whose product is annotated as Nucleotide exchange factor SIL1. Gene Ontology annotation, cellular component: endoplasmic reticulum. NCBI's taxonomy places the organism in Eukaryota, Fungi, Ascomycota, Sordariomycetes, Hypocreales, Clavicipitaceae. Gene Ontology annotation, molecular function: adenyl-nucleotide exchange factor activity. The record is from RefSeq and is a predicted model, not a curated record.